AUGAACGCUAAAACAUUCUCUCAUUAUUUUAGACAUUUUGAUUUAUUCACUAAACCAGUUUAACUGCUAAUAAAAAAAGAAGAAGGUCAUAAAACAAUAAUUGGGGCUAGUCUCUCAAUGAUUGUAAUGGUUGUGAUGGCAAUAUUUUUUGUUAAUAGUAUAAUUGUUUAUACAGAUCGUUCUAAACCAGUUACAUUAACAACAGAAGUAUAUCAUGCUGAACCAAAAUUAUUUGAAUUAAGACCUAGCAAUUUUACUUUAUAGUUUGGCUUUUAAGAUUCCACCUUUGCCACUUAUAUAGAUGAAUCAAUUUAUUUUGUGGAGCCUUUUCUUGUAAGCAAAUCAGUAGAAAUGUAUAAAAUUUUUUCAUUUUAGAAUAAAUGGUACAUAAUAAUCUAUAUACAAUUAUGCUGAGUUACCAUUAGUAUAAUGUUCGAAAGAUAUAAUAAAGUAAGAUUCAUUAGCAGAAUAUUUUUAACAUUUUGAUCUGCCCACAAAUUUUUGUAUUGAUUGGAAUACAAUUGAUAAGAUAAAUAUGUAAGGAACUUUUGAUGCUGUGAAUUAUUAAUAUAUUUUACUCAAAUUUAGAAUGUGCACUGAAGAGAAUAAAAAGAAAAGUACUUAUUACUAAUAUCUUAUUAGCUAUUCCAUAAUGUAAGAGCAAAGAAGAAAUAAUAGAAAAAUUAACACACAAUUAUUUAUCAUUACAAUUGUCAUCAUAUUAUGUAGAUUUAUAAACUACUUAAACUCCUUAUAUUCCUAAAGGAGAAGAUUUAUUUACUACUAUUUCUAGUUAAAUUUUUAAAGAAAUUACUAUCUAUUUAUAACCAGUUACUACAUAUACAGAUUCAGGAGCUUUCUUUUCUGAUAUUCAUUAUGAUACAACACUUAAAUAUUUACAUCACACAGAAAUGAUUGACUUUAAUGAAGAAGAUUUAAUAGCAAAUGUUGCAAUUAGAUUACAUACAAUAGAAUAAGUUAAUUAUAGACAAUAUACAAGAAUCCAGACUGUUUUAGCUGAAUUAGGAGGAUUAUGGAAUGUUUUGUUCACCAUAGCUAUGAUAAUAUAAAUCCCAUUUAGUACUAUUUCAUAUAAACUUUAAAUUAUAAAUUCAUUAUUUAAUUUUGAUGGACAAGAAGAGACUAUUAAUGAAGAUUAAGAUAAUUUUUUACUUGAUCAUUAAGAUGUUCCAAUAAUCAAUAGUAAAUAAUCAAGUAAGAUUUACACAGAAAAUAUACACAAAAAUACUUUAAAUGAUAUCUAACUAACAAAUAGAAAAUUAAUAUCGCCUCUCAAAGUAGCAAAUACUCCUAUAAAAAAAUCAAAAUUUUAGAGAUAAGAUUCUUUCAGAUCCUCUAUAAAAUCUUAAUAUAAGGUUCAACAACAACUUCAAGAGUUGAAUUUGUAAUGUAUGAAAAUAUAAAAUGCAGCUUCUUAAGAUGAUGAUAUUAAAGUUAAAACUGUUGAUAAAUUGAAUUAAUAAAUUAAAGGCUUUUUUUAGACAGUUUCGAAAAAGCUUACUAUUCCAUAUUAUAAGUAUAUACUUAGUUCUUUGAAAUUAUAUCAAAAUGAUUAAUAAAUUAAGUAGAUGAACUUUUCUAUUCAUAGAAUGGAGAAAUCUUUUGAUAUUUUAUAUAUCAUAAAGAAAUUACAUGAAAUUGAUAAAUUAAAAAUGAUAUUACUAACCAAAGAACAAAUAAAAUUAUUCGAUUAUCUACCUAAACCUACAAUUUCUUCAAAUCCUGAAAAAGAAGUUUCUGGCCAUUAAUAUUUCUCUAUUUUAAAACCCAUUAAAAGCAAUUAUUAAAUGGCCUUAGAAGCCUAAUAAGCCUAUAAGGAAAUAUUAUUUAAGAUGCAUGAUCCGAUAAACAGACAUUUAGUAGAUUGUAUGGAUGAAAAUAUUUUAGAAUUCUUAUAAUUUUAAUUAUAUAGAAAUAAUGGUGAAUAGUAGGAAGAUGAUCUUCUUAAUGAUGGAACUAUUUAACAAAGCAAAUAGUAAAGGGUUGAUUCAGAUUAAAUAUUAGAUAACUUUGAUAAUUCAAGCUAAUAGAAUAGUUGA
Paramecium sonneborni is the source of this 2060-nucleotide messenger RNA. Lineage: Eukaryota; Ciliophora; Oligohymenophorea; Peniculida; Parameciidae. The record is from the annotation of a GenBank genome assembly.